CUCAGCCAAUAAACGUAUGACGUAUUACGCGCGGAUAGGCACGAGCAGCUGUUGUUUUCCUCAAGGCGGGAACUAAAAAUAUUCAAAUAAUAAAAAUAUAAUUUUUAAGAAUUAAAAUAGGAUUAAACUGCAUAUUCGAAUUCAUGUCAAAGAAUAUAAUUUACCGACUUUCUUGUUAAACUCUGACAACUUUCUCAGCAGGAGAAGCUAAUCAGAAUGGAAGCUAACUCUAACUAGCUCAUUAAUUAUUGUCCAAUAUGGCAGCCGCCGUCUAACAAUAAAGCGUGUAAAAUAAACCAUAUGUAAUCUGACUGCUGUAUGCAUCAUUUAAGUCGUUAGUAAACGCAGCUACACAUGGAACACUGUAGUGAAAAAGGAGACAAAAAGCAGGCAGCCAGCAUGUGUUUUGGACAGUACCGCUACACUGCUGAGGAGUACCAGGCCAUACAGAACGCUCUUCGACAGAAGCUCGGUCCCGAGUACAUUAGUACUCGGCAGGCAGGAGGCGGACAAAAGGUAUGUUACAUUGAGGGCCACAAGGUCAUCAGUCUGGCUAAUGAAAUGUUUGGCUACAAUGGCUGGUCUCACUCAAUUUCUCAACAAAAUGUUGAUUUUGUGGAUCUGAUUAAUGGGAAAUUUUACGUUGGCGUCAGUGCAUUUGUGAAAGUUCAAUUAAAGGAUGGUUCAUUCCAUGAAGACGUGGGUUACGGAGUAAGUGAGGGGCUCAAGUCCAAAGCGCUGUCUCUGGAGAAGGCCAGAAAAGAGGCUGUUACAGAUGGGCUGAAACGAGCGCUAAAGUGCUUUGGAAAUGCUCUUGGAAACUGCAUCCUUAACAAGGAGUAUCUGAUCGCAAUCAACAAGAUUCCCAAGAAGCCCCUUUCACCUUUAGACCCACAAAAGACAAAGCGCAGCGACAACGAGCCGGCGGUGGAGAAGGCUCGCUACAAUUGCCUGUCCCGCACUGACUCCAAGGCUUUCAGUAAUUCAGCUGAAGCAGUACUGAACUCUCCGUCAGUACAGACUAGAAUCCAGCCAGUGGUUGAAAAGCCUCAGAACACUGUGAGCUCCAGGGACCCAGUCCCAAAUAUGACUGCUCAUUCAGUCAACAACUCAGCUCAAAAGGACUGUGAAAACAGGUCCACUUACAUGUCCAGAUCAUCUACGGACAUGGCCGAUUUGUCCUGCUUUGACCCUGCACUGGACUCUAAGCAGCAGAGGAAGCUGAGGCAGCAGCAGCUGCAGCAAAAGUUCAGACAAGAAAUGGAGGCAAGGAAGAUGCAGCAAGACAACGUGCAACCGAAGACUGAACCCAUAGCAUCUAAUACUAACACAGGCCAGGCUUUGGGCCCCAUUAACCAUAGCACACCUUCUGGGAAUGAAACAUUGGUCAAGAAGGAGGAAUGUAUGACCGAUGACCCAGAGUUAUGGGACUUUACUCUGGAUGGCAUCGAAAUGCUUGAGGACCCAGCGAGGGAAUCGUCAGGGCUGCCUCGUCCUGCUACACCGAGUGAGCACACAAUGGUGACGCGUAGUAAAACUCCUCAGAGAGCCACUACAUUAAGGCCAUCGUUUAGGUCGCAUGACAAUCAGGGGCAAGGAGGACCCACAAACUAUAGGCACAAUAACUCAGCAGCCCUGAAUACCGCUGUAGGAACAGGUCUGCAGAGUCCAUACCGACAAGGGCAGUACAUGAAGAAAAGGAAGCUUGAGCCUUGAACCUAUGACAUUUUAUGGUUUUUGAAUUUAAUUUAUUGCAUUUUGUUAUUUGUACAGAAUUGUUGGUAUUAAUAAAUAUUUAACGUUGUUCAAAAAAA
Messenger RNA from Tachysurus fulvidraco (yellow catfish), 1814 nucleotides. It is a transcript of the gene rad52, whose product is annotated as RAD52 homolog, DNA repair protein. Gene Ontology annotation, cellular component: nucleus. NCBI's taxonomy places the organism in Eukaryota, Metazoa, Chordata, Actinopteri, Siluriformes, Bagridae. The transcript is spliced from 11 exons. Gene Ontology annotation, biological process: double-strand break repair via homologous recombination; DNA recombinase assembly; mitotic recombination. The record is from RefSeq and is a predicted model, not a curated record. The coding region runs from base 355 to 1716 and encodes 453 amino acids.